AUGGCGCGCCAGACAGAUGGCCGAUUUGACCAGGGACCAAGCGACGCAAUGCGAUUGUCCCCCCACAUCGGCUCCCCACACGUUGAAUCCUCUAGCCCGCAUGGAAGAGACUCCGAGCAAGGUCUCAUUCGCGACUUUGCGAACAUGCCCAACCUCGAAUCCCCUACACUGCAACCUUUGAGCCGACGUCCUACCAUCGGAUCUUCCCGCCGGACCAGUUCGCCUCCGAAUUCGGUAAAGGCCUUUGCCAACGCACGGCGACGAGGGCAAGAUACUGAUUCGCACGAUCCAAAAGCGAGCCGCAGACAAGAGGGCGACUUGAGUGGCGAGACAGAGGGAAUAGAUUACAAGAAGCAUGCCGGUGGUGGCCUACGCAGUGGCCAUGGACAACCGCAUGUUCGAGAUGUUGAACAGAUCUCUGGGGUAUUGGCUGAGAGCAGUUCUGGGGGAUAUAACAACAAGCGCGAAAACUUGAGGGAUAGGCUUGAAAUCGACUUUGAGUGUCUGGAGACAUUGAUCGAUGCGGAGGACCGCGACCACUUCAGCAACCCCGACUUUGAGAACCUCCCUGAUACUUCCAUUCCGACGGCCAGGCCCAUGUUCACAUCUGACGGAGACUACAUCGACACAGUGUCCGAGCCAGCCUCAGUUUCAAAAGAGAAAGAUACUACAACCCAAGGCCCAGCUAGAACUGCACACCAGGGGGAGCAGAGUCGUUUUAAUUUCUUUUCCUCUACACUAGAGUCGACCAUUCAUGCUGCAGAGCUUGGGGACCUCAUCUUGCCAGGAGAGAGCAUCAGGUCUCUGUUUUACCUACCCGAAGGGAAUUCUGACGGAGUCUGGUGGCUCAACAUGAACAGCCCAACCAGCAGCGAAGUUUGGACAAUUUGCAAAGCUUUCGGCAUCCAUCCUCUCACCAUUGAGGAUAUCAUCCACAAGGAAAGCCGCGAGAAGAUUGAACUCUUCCCGUCGUAUUAUUUCGCUUGCUUCAGGUCAUUCAUUGUUGUUGAGGAAGAUGGCGAAACUGAUUACUACCCCUUCAACGUUUAUGCCGUUGUCUUCAAAGAGGGAAUCAUCAGCUUCAGUUUUACCUCGAAUCUGCAUGCUUCGAGGGUGCGGUUUCGGAUCUCUCAACUAAAGGAGCAAGUGUCUCUGAGCAGCGAUUGGAUCUGCUAUGCCUUGAUUGACGAUAUUGUGGACUCGUUCGGCCCAGCGAUCAACCAGAUUGAGCAUGAAGCAGACGCAAUCGAGGACCAGGUUUUCAUCACCCGUGUCGAUGACAAUCAAGCCUUUCUCCGCAAAAUCGGUUAUACUCGAAAGAACGUCAUGAGUCUUAUGCGCUUGCUCGGUGGCAAGGCAGAUGUUCUCCGUGCUUUCACCAAGAGAUGCACCGAAGACUAUGAAGUCACGCCGCAUAUGGAUAUUGCACUGUAUCUCGGUGACAUCCAAGACCAUACUGUGACGAUGAUGAAUAGUCUGGUGCACUUUGAUACUAUGCUCUCGCGGUCACACAGCAACUACCUGGCGCAACUUUCAAUCGACAACAUUGAUAUGGGCAAUCGGACCAACGAAUUUUUGAGCCGUGUAACGGUUAUCGCCACCGUUAUCGUGCCCCUAAAUGUUGUUUGCGGACUCUUUGGAAUGAACGUCAAGGUACCCUGGAAGGACGAUGACAAUCUGACAGCCUUUUUUGGAAUUCUGGCCGGCAUUGUAGUCUUUGCAUUCCUCUCUGUUAUUUUGGCUAGGCGGCUCAAGUACUUGUGA
Molecule: messenger RNA, 1764 nt
Organism: Colletotrichum spaethianum
Lineage: Eukaryota; Fungi; Ascomycota; Sordariomycetes; Glomerellales; Glomerellaceae
Product: putative metal-nicotianamine transporter YSL5
Exons: 2
Coding region: 1-1764 (587 amino acids)
Biological process (GO): magnesium ion transmembrane transport; intracellular magnesium ion homeostasis
Cellular component (GO): plasma membrane
Molecular function (GO): magnesium ion transmembrane transporter activity
Source: RefSeq, a predicted model, not a curated record